GACUAUGAAAGUUCCGCCCGACACGAAAACAAGCAUCACGGACUGAACUAAGGAUUUAUAGCAGGCCUGGAGCUCCUGGUUGCUGAUCAUGGAGUCACUGAACACGUUUGAAUCAGAUAUGGAGCCUGAUGAACAGGGCAGCUACUCCCUGUUUCCUGCUUUGGACAGCAUAGCUGGUCUUUCUGGGGCUGCCGAGACUCUGGACAGUGAACCACCCAGUGAAAUGGCAGAGAAACCAAACCUGACGUGGCUCGAUGCAGCUCAGAUCGUCUUGGAGGAAGCCGGACGUCCCAUGCACAUCAAGGAGAUCAAACAGAGAAUCAUCGACCGGGGACUUGUUCAGUCAAACGCCAAGUCGAGCCUGGAGGCUGUCAUGUACCGUGAGACACAAAAAGGCAGCAGGCGUUUCAAGAGGAUUGAAAACAGAAAUGGAGUCUUUGCAUUACUGACCGGUGAGGAGCGGCAGCAGGCCCUGCAGGCCUUCACCGCUCAGGCUUUCCUCACCUCGCCCUCAGCGAGCACCGCCUCCGGUGCCUCGGCGCCGGCCUUCCCGGCUCCCAGCGGCUCCUCCGAGCAGAAACCCAAGACGAAGAGAGGCGCGCGAAAAACCCAGAAGGAGAAGUACCGGCUGAAGUACCUGCGGCUGCGCAAAGCUGCUCGAGCCAUGAUAUUUGAGAACGCCGCUCUGUGUGACGAAGUUGCUCACGUGGAGGCGAAGUUUCUGAGAGCGAAGGAGGAGCGCAGGUUCUUGCUGAAGACCCUGUUACAGUACCAGUCCGUUUCAGAGGGGGAGGUGCUGCCAGCACCCAGCUCCCUCCCCCCGGUGCCGCCGGUGUCCCUAACCUCAGGUUCUGCAGGGCCUUCUGGACUCUCUGUGCCCCUCAACCUGGCGUCAGCGGCGUCAACGGGAGAGGAAGGACUGCUCAAGAAACCCAAGAAGGAAAGGAGAGAACGAGGGAAGGAGAACGGGAAGGAAGAACCUCCAAAGAAGACGUCGAAGAAGAGGAAGCUGGCAGACGGUUCGCGGAGGCUGGUGCAGCCCAUCCCUCUGGACUCGUCGGGUCGUCCCGUCUUCCCCAUUGUUCUGGGAGGUUUAACGGUCUACAGCCUGGGAGAGAUCAUCACAGACAGGAUGCUGUUCAACGACGAGUGCGCCAUCUACCCCGUAGGUUUCUGCAGCACCCGGGUCUUUGCCGGCAUGAAGAACCCCGAGCAGCAGUGCCUGUACACCUGUCAGAUCAAAGACGGGGGGGCGGGACCACAGUUUGAGAUCGUUCCUGAAGACGACCCUCAGAACGCCAUCGUGGCCUCCUCCGCCCUGAUGUGCCACUCCAACCUGCUGAAGGCCAUCGCCUCCAGCAGCUCAAAGACGGUGGUGCCCGUCGUGCCAUCGGGGGCGGACUUCUUUGGCUUCUCUCACCCGACCAUCCAAAACCUGAUCCAGAGUUGUCCUGGAGCUCGCAAAUGUAGCAACUACAGGUGGGUUCGUUUUGAGGUGUGCCGUCCCGGGGAUGCUCAGGUCCCUCUCAGCUUGUCGGACGACGAUGCCUCGAUUAACUUCGAAGCCUACCAGAGACACCAGGCCCCGGGCGGCAGCAGCAGGAUGGAGCACGGCCCGGGUGUUGGUGCUGCUUUGUUCUGUUUCAACAGUUCAUGAAUCACAACGUUCAGCUCAUUCACCACAUUCCUGCUGACAAACUGCCAUCUCCUGGUUCCUCUCAUCAGCACCAGCUGACCUCCAACCAUGAAGCCCUCCAACCUCCUGCUUCAGCUCCUGAGGUUCUUCGAAUCCCCCAAAAACACACAAAGUCCUGUCUUCUUCACCAGUUUCCUCCUCUUCCUCAGAAGUCUGAGGUAUUUGUUUAGAUAAAUAAAUGACUUAUGUCGGAAGGCUCAAUCAGAGGACGUCACCGUGCGU
Molecule: messenger RNA, 1918 nt
Organism: Nematolebias whitei (Rio pearlfish)
Lineage: Eukaryota; Metazoa; Chordata; Actinopteri; Cyprinodontiformes; Rivulidae
Gene: fyrd1
Product: transforming growth factor beta regulator 1
Exons: 15
Coding region: 89-1657 (522 amino acids)
Biological process (GO): regulation of DNA-templated transcription; regulation of cell cycle
Cellular component (GO): nucleus
Source: RefSeq, a predicted model, not a curated record